UAGCUUUGACUUGGGUUUGAACCACACUAUAAAGUCCCACUUUAAGCUGUUCAAGCUUUCCUCUCUUUUCAGUUGAUGAAAAACACAAACAAAACCAAGAAAAUCAAGAAUCAAGAACACCAGGAAAUGGUGCAUAUAAGGUUUAUGAGAUCAGUUCUAGGGCUUCUCUUUCUCUUGAAUGCCCUUAGAGGGCCCUACUCUUAUGCACAUCCUCAUCAGGAUUGGAAAUUUGAGGAAAGUAAGCUUGUGGUGGAUGAAGAUAAUGUUGUUUCUGCUCAAAAGGGAUUUCUUGAUGGUUUAAGCACUACAAGUGCAAGGAAAAUUGGGUUUGGAGGAAGGAAAAUGGUAGUUCAUCAUGAAGUCAUGAUGGGAAAAGAAAUUGAGAAAGCAGAUAUUUCAGGAAAGGAGAAUAAUGGAUUUGUGAAGGAUUUGCAAGGAUCACAAGACCAAUAUUUCAAUCAUCAGAAGAACAUGAACAAUUUGAAGAAGUCUGCCAGUUUGGGAACUCCAAAGAGUGAAGCAACAGUCCAACUCUCAAACACCAGCCCUAACCCUAAGCACACUACUCAAAGUUCCAAGAAACUGCCAACCAAAGCCAGCUUGAAAAGCCAUUCAAGAUCUGAGAAGUUGCUCUCUGAUCAUCAUCAUCAUCAUCAUCAUCAUCAUCAAGAAUCUCAAGUAACAAAUCCAAAAGGUGAAACACAGAGGCUUCUUGAGGCAACCAAAGAGAUUGUGAACUUAAUGAACAAAGAUUACAAGGGAAUGGAUAGGCCCCGCCGCAAGCCACCAAUCAACAACCAUGUUCCCAUUCAUUAAAGUGUUGUAGUAACAUAGGCCAUAGCUAGCUAGACGGGUCUUUUCUGGCUCACUAAUUUUGCCCCCCACAAUAUAGGAAGUGAAGUCCAUUAUAGAAACCCAUGUAGGAUACAACUACUUAGCUUUUUUCUUGUUUUGGGAAUGGCAUACAUAGGAAGAGGAAAUGCUGUUAUCUUGUUCUGUUUGUUUUUUUCACCCUUUUAAUAUAACACUUAGAUGUAGAAGCAUAUAAGUUAUAUAUAUGUAUAUUAAGUUUAUGA
Messenger RNA from Ricinus communis (castor bean), 1076 nucleotides. RefSeq lists its product as uncharacterized. NCBI's taxonomy places the organism in Eukaryota, Viridiplantae, Streptophyta, Magnoliopsida, Malpighiales, Euphorbiaceae. The transcript is spliced from 5 exons. Gene Ontology annotation, biological process: regulation of root meristem growth. The record is from RefSeq and is a predicted model, not a curated record. Gene Ontology annotation, molecular function: growth factor activity. Bases 76 to 816 code for a protein of 246 amino acids.